This is a messenger RNA of Cooperia oncophora, 603 nucleotides long. The record is from the annotation of a GenBank genome assembly. NCBI's taxonomy places the organism in Eukaryota, Metazoa, Nematoda, Chromadorea, Rhabditida, Trichostrongylidae.
AUGGCUGACCUCGAGAAGUUGGACGCGAUACCACUGAGUUCCUUUUUCAGCUUGAGGGCCAACACCGAUUUUUGUAGGUACAAGUACGCUCUCAUGGUGUAUGGAAAUGAAAAGCUGACAAAAAUACUGUUAUCCAAAACUAUGGACAUAAAACGAGAGGAAGUCUUCAUCAGAGCUAAUAAGAAGUUGCGCCGCGAGAUGGUUACAAAUGCACCAUUUGAUGUAGACGUCGGUACACCACAUGAGCGCACCGACUGUACGGCCUUAGUCGGUGAUGUGAUAUACCCAGGCGACGUAGACUUGAGAAAUGCAUGGUAUCGUAUUAAAAAGGUCUACGGUACUAUUACUGUGAACGAAAUAUGGGAGUACGAUUUGGGCUUCCUGAAAAACGUCACUGUUGACGGAUGGCAACCUCGUGUGGUUAGAAUAAUAAACAAUCACAAUUUGAGAUAUAUAUCUGAGGUCCUAAAGAUGAAAGUGAGCGGGCCCGAGCCACUUUUCUUGGUUCCACAACAACACAAGUUUUUGUCAUACGGUAGACGUGAUAAAGAAAAUCGAGCGAAAGGUGGAAACGAAGCUCUCGUGGGACAAGAACUGCUGUAA